AUGGAGCAGUAUGAAAUUCUGGAGCAGAUUGGGAAAGGUUCCUUUGGUUCAGCUCUUCUUGUGAGGCAUAAACAUGAAAAGAAGAAAUAUGUGCUGAAGAAGAUUCGUCUUGCUCGUCAAACUGAUAGAACUCGCAGGUCUGCUCACCAGGAGAUGGAACUUAUUUCCAAAGCAAGAAAUCCAUUUAUCGUGGAGUACAAAGAUUCCUGGGUAGAAAAGGUAUGCAGGUCUUUGGCAGAAGCUAUAAAAAAGGCCAGUGGUGUUCAUUUUCCUGAAGAGGUUGUUAUUCUUGCAUCACAGCCACUUUUGACUCACUCUGCUAAACUUUGCAAAUGGCUAGUGCAACUCCUGAUGGCUCUUGAUUACUUGCAUGCCAACCACAUUCUUCAUCGUGAUGUGAAAUGUUCAAAUAUAUUUUUGACAAAAGAUCAAGACAUUCGUCUAGGUGAUUUUGGUCUUGCUAAGAUGCUAACUUCAGAUGACCUUGCUUCUUCUGUUGUGGGAACUCCCAGUUACAUGUGCCCUGAGCUUCUUGCUGAUUUACCCUACGGUUCCAAGUCAGAUAUUUGGUCUUUAGGCUGCUGCAUAUAUGAGAUGGCAGCUCACAAGCCUGCAUUUAAAGCUUUUGAUAUACAAGCACUGAUUAACAAAAUAAAUAAGUCUAUAGUGGCUCCUCUUCCCACCAUGUACUCUGCUCCAUUCCGAGGGCUUGUUAAAAGCAUGCUGCGGAAAAAUCCAGAACUUCGACCAAGUGCUGCAGAGUUGCUUGGUCAUCCGCAUCUUCAACCUUAUCUCUUCAAGAUUCAUGUAAAGUUGAAUAGCCUGAGACGGAAUACUUUCCCUGUUGAAUGGUCUGAUUCCAACUUCAUGAAGAAUGGUAGGUUUGUGGACUCAGAAGCUGUUCCCAGUUCUACUUCCAGAGAAAAGAGGCGAUCAUUCGGCAAUGACAGGGCUUUGAAUCCUAGUAUAUCGGGAACUGAACAAGACUCUCCCCAUUCUUCUCAAAGAGCUCAGGAAUCCCCUAGUUAUUUGAACCGAAGGUUUACAGAGUUAACUGUUGGUGUUGUCCAUGAAGUUUUUGGUAAUAGGGCUUCAGAGUUCUUAACAGCUGCCAAGACCCCAAGAUUUAUGCCCUCAAAAGUUUCUGCUACUCCUAGAAGAGAGUCAACGCCAUCCAAGAUAUCAUAUACUUAUUCAAAGCGUGAUUCGUUUCCAGUAUCACGCGCACUGAGCAAAUCUUCCCAUACUACGCGCAGAGCAUCUCUUCCAUUCCCAAUGAGAGCGGCAGCCCCAGAAACCCCUUAUAACGCCAAUCCUGGUCUUCUUCACAGCAUGGAUUCUCCAAAUGUUUCUGUGAAUGCUCCACGAAUUGACAAGAUUGCAGAAUUUCCAUUAGCCUCUUCUGAAGAUCCUUUGAUUCCCAUCCGUAGAACAUCAUCAACCUCAGCACAAUGCUCUUCUACAUCACCAGGCAGUGUUGACUGCUCAAUCACAAAGGACAAGUGUACAGUCCAGGUUAUGGAGAGAGCUGUUUCUAAGCAGCGUAUAACUGACGUCGGCCAGCAAAUUGGAAGUGAAUGCUCGGAACAUAAUCCAUCAGGUGGCAUUUCGAGCCGUCAUUCCUGUGACUCGAGACAACUGCAUCGGUUCGACACCUCGUCAUACCAACAACGUGCUGAAGCUUUGGAAGGAUUGCUUGAGUUUAGUGCACGACUUUUGCAACAGGAACGGUUUGCUGAGCUUGGGGUGUUGUUGAAGCCAUUUGGGCCUGAGAAGGUUUCUCCCAGGGAGACUGCCAUUUGGUUGGCGAAGAGCUUCAAAGAAACUGCAGUCCAGCAAGAAACAUAA
Dovyalis caffra is the source of this 1848-nucleotide messenger RNA. NCBI's taxonomy places the organism in Eukaryota, Viridiplantae, Streptophyta, Magnoliopsida, Malpighiales, Salicaceae. The record is from the annotation of a GenBank genome assembly.